CGCAGUGACAGGAGAACGCGGAGAGCUGCGUCUUUGCGUAAUAGGAAAUUAUUAGUCUAGUCAAGACCAGAAGGUGGGAGGAGGCAGCAAGGGGCAUGGCAAAGACUGCAGAUAGUUGGGUGUUCAUUGGGCCAACGACACUACGGUAUUUUUCAUUAGUCCUGCUGUCUGUAUGCUUAGGGUUUGUGUGUGCAACCUCCCCCCAUGGCUCCAGCUUCCCACAGGAGCUCUUGGUGGAUAGUAACCGUGCCAUCAACUUUGCUGAUUUGAACUAUGACAUUGAUGUGAAUGUUAUUGAAGAGAAAAAUACAAGAAACAGGAGAGAUUCUUCAACUAGCCGCAAUAGUAAUCUGACAGCAAACCAUUUCUACCUCUGGACUAGAACUAAUGCAGGCAACACUUCAUACAAUGAUCUUGACCCAGGGAAACCUGAUACCAUCAAGAACAGUACCUUUGUGCCAAGAACAACUUAUAUUAUUGUACAUGGUUUCCUUGGAUGGGGUAUAGAGCCAUGGAUUCUCUUCAUGAAAGACAGCGACCUGAAUCUGGAAAAUGUUGCAUUGACCUUCGGCCAUUCUCUUGGGCUGCAUGCCUGCUCCGCUCUCUACGCCACUUCAAGACACACCGCGUGGGGAGACUUCCCAGUCUUUACCUAG
Molecule: messenger RNA, 656 nt
Organism: Penaeus vannamei (Pacific white shrimp)
Lineage: Eukaryota; Metazoa; Arthropoda; Malacostraca; Decapoda; Penaeidae
Source: RefSeq, a predicted model, not a curated record